AUGCCAUUGGAAGAAGAGAAGACUAGGGGCAAAAAUGCCCCCAAGAAUUUCUUGCCUCAGGGCAAGUACUUGCAGCCUGACGAAAUGGAAUACGAGUUCGGUGGGCCAGUGGGUGCCCUAGGCAUGAUGCUAGGUUUUCCGGCGCUGAUGUACUACAUGUGGAUUAGCUCGCAAUUCUAUAACGGGAAGCCAGCAUGGCCGGCAUCGGAUCAAUCGUGGGGUGAAUUUCUGACUGCGUUGUGGAAACUGUGUGUUGAACAUGCAACGCCAUCCAAAUACGCGUGGACGGUGUUCAUGGCUUUUUGGGCCGCACAAGUUGUGUUUUACUACACUUUGCCAGGUGUUUGGACCAAAGGACAACCUCUAACGCAUUUGAAAAACAAACAGUUGCCGUAUUUCUGCAAUGCCAUGUGGACAUUUUAUACGUCGGUUACCAUCAUUCUGGUUUUACAUUUCACCGGUACUUUCAAACUCUACACCAUCCUGGACAUCUUUGGUGAGAUCAUGACCUGUGCCAUCAUCUCAGGUUUUGCCUUCUCUAUUGCACUCUACCUGUACACUCUGUUUAUCUCGGGCGACUACCACCGUAUGACCGGCAACCACAUCUACGACAUUUUCAUGGGUGCUCCGUUGAACCCCAGAUGGGGGAUUUUGGAUCUCAAAAUGUUUUUCGAAGUCAGACUGCCGUGGUUCACCCUUUUCUUCCUAACUCUCGGAGGUGCUUUGAAACAAUACGAGUUAUACGGCACUGUGACACCUCAGAUGGGGGUUCUUUUGCUAGCCCACUGGCUUUACGCAAAUGCCUGUGCCAAGGGCGAGGAACUCAUCGUGCCCACUUGGGAUAUGGCCUAUGAAAAAUUCGGCUUCAUGUUGAUUUUCUGGAAUAUUGCUGGUGUGCCUUACACCUACUGCCACUGCACGUUGUACCUCUACUAUCAUGACCGCAGCGAGUACAAUUGGCCGUGGUAUUACAACUUGUCGUUGUACUGUGUGCUUUUGACCGCUUACUAUUUCUUUGAUACCGCUAAUGCCCAGAAAAACUCGUUCCGCAAGCAAAUGGCAGGCGACACAAGAGUGCGCAAAACCUUCCCCUUUCUUCCCAAACAAGUGCUUGAAAACCCCAAGUACAUGGUAACCAACAGCGGUUCCUAUCUGCUGAUCGACGGCUGGUACAAAUGGGCCCGAAAGAUUCACUAUACCGCGGAUUGGACUCAGUCCUUAGUGUGGGCACUCGCGUGCGGUUUCGACUCCCCUUUCCCAUGGUUUUUCCCAGUUUUCUUUUUCAUUGUUUUAGUCCACCGUGCCUUACGUGACCAAGCUAAGUGCAAGAAGAAGUAUGGUGCCGAUUGGGACAAAUACCGUGAGGAAUGUCCAUAUCUUUUCAUCCCAUACCUUUUGUAA
Messenger RNA from Lachancea lanzarotensis, 1401 nucleotides. RefSeq names its product LALA0S01e11870g1_1 (gene ERG4). The coding region runs from base 1 to 1401 and encodes 466 amino acids. NCBI's taxonomy places the organism in Eukaryota, Fungi, Ascomycota, Saccharomycetes, Saccharomycetales, Saccharomycetaceae. Gene Ontology annotation, biological process: ergosterol biosynthetic process. The transcript has a single exon. The record is from RefSeq and is a predicted model, not a curated record. Gene Ontology annotation, cellular component: endoplasmic reticulum membrane. Gene Ontology annotation, molecular function: Delta24(24-1) sterol reductase activity.